AUGGGCUCCGUCUGGAGGCAUUUCACCGACAGCAGAAGAAGGUCAGAAAUGGAGUCUGUCUUCUCCACUAGAUUUGUAUUGACUUGUAAUCUAGACUCUCACUCAAUGCUUAUUCGUGCCGGCUUCCUACGGCAGGCACAUUCUGGAUUAUUUCACAUGCUUCCUUUGGGCCAGCGUGUUCAGAAGAAACUGGAGGCUCUUAUAGACAAGCAUAUGUCCACGCUUAACGCUUCAAAGUUGGAUCUUUCUUCAAUAUCGUCCGAGUCACUGUGGGAAAGGAGUGGCCGCUUAAACUCUGUCGGAUCCGAGCUCUUCCGGUUCCGAGACAGGAAAGACAUCGGCUAUCUCCUCUCUCCAACACACGAAGAAGAAAUAACUACUUUGGUUACAAGUACGACGACAUCUUACAAAGAUCUUCCAGUACGCGUGUACCAAAUCUCACGAAAAUACCGCGACGAAUUGAGACCUAGACACGGGCUUUUACGUUCUCGAGAGUUCAUCAUGAAAGAUCUAUAUACCUUUGAUUAUAGUUCACCGCAAGCUCUGUCAACCUAUAACCAAGUUCGAGAGGCAUAUGCUCGUCUUUUUGAUGAGCUGAAAAUUCCUUAUUUGGUGGCCGAGGCCGAUUCUGGCGAUAUGGGUGGCAACCUAAGUCACGAGUUUCAUUUUCCAACAGCGAAAGGUGAAGAUCAUAUUAUAAGUUGUACCAAUUGCGAAUAUGUGGCCAACGAGGAGCUGGCGGAUGGCCCAGUGUUAUCCUCCGAACCCGAGUCUACGGAAAAUUCCCCCUUGCCACUCGCGGACAAUUCUACUACCAUCAGCAACACGGACUCUGAGAUCUUGAAAAAACUUUCAUCGUGGAAAGGUAUAUCUAAGGAUAGAUCCACGCUGUUUACUGUCUUUUUUAUGCCUUCAGCGUUAUCUUUAUCCAAUCCAGCCUCAGAUGUUGCAGAUGGACGAGAGGUCAAUGUUCAUGCAAUUAAAGCUGCGUUUCCAGAGAUCGACAACUCCAUCGAGAAUCCGGGUGAUCUGUGGUGGGAAUCAGCUCCGAAUCUGUCAGAUACAGCAGACAAUGCAACUCUUGCUCGGCCCCGGCAAAUUCUGAACAUAUUGGAUGGCAGCAUGUCCGAAUCUCUACGCAAGACAUUUGCCGAGGGGGUAAUGACCAUGUCAAAAGACCCUUCAGCAACGCUGGGCUUUACCCACCAGCUUAAUUGUGUCGUUCAACAUCCAGUCACCGGAAAGCCAUUUAACUUACUGCGAGUUAAAAGUGGCGACCGUUGUCCUCGCUGCUUGGAAGGCCAUGUAAAGAUCAAUAAAGCGAUCGAGCUUGGCCAUACCUUUCAUCUCGGCUCACGAUACACUAAACCACUAGAAGGGCACGUCACAGUUCCACACGAGAUCAUCAAGAAUCAAGAGGCAGAUUUUGAAUUCUUGCCUAAUGUGAAAGACUCAACUUCUGGUCGUCAAGUUGUCGUUCAGAUGGGAUGUCAUGGGAUUGGGGUCUCUCGAAUAAUUGGAGCGGUAGCAGAUACCCUCGCUGACAAGAAUGGGCUUAACUGGCCUCGUGUCAUGGCCCCAUUCGAGGCCGUCGUCAUCGCAAAUAAGUCUGGAGAGGAAGGUGCCUCAGUUAUUUACGACGCUAUAUCCCAAGCUCACCCAUCUGGAGGCGCUGUUAUCGACCUUGUAUUGGAUGAUCGAGCCAAACCGUUUGCUUGGAAGAUGAAAGAUGCGGACUUGGUUGGCUACCCAGUAAUCGUUGUUGUAGGGAGAAGGUGGGCAGCCGAGAGGAUAUGUGAGGUGCAGUGUCGAAGAUUGAAAAUUAAGGAGGAUGUUCACAUUGCAGACCUGUCGAACCAUGUGAGCUCUCUGCUGGAGCGCCUAUAA
This is a messenger RNA of Lachnellula hyalina, 1887 nucleotides long. RefSeq names its product Proline--tRNA ligase (gene proS). Gene Ontology annotation, biological process: prolyl-tRNA aminoacylation. The transcript is spliced from 5 exons. The record is from RefSeq and is a predicted model, not a curated record. Bases 1 to 1887 code for a protein of 628 amino acids. NCBI's taxonomy places the organism in Eukaryota, Fungi, Ascomycota, Leotiomycetes, Helotiales, Lachnaceae. Gene Ontology annotation, cellular component: cytoplasm; mitochondrion. Gene Ontology annotation, molecular function: ATP binding; proline-tRNA ligase activity.